Molecule: messenger RNA, 1240 nt
Organism: Cydia amplana
Lineage: Eukaryota; Metazoa; Arthropoda; Insecta; Lepidoptera; Tortricidae
Product: hydroxylysine kinase
Exons: 7
Coding region: 86-1201 (371 amino acids)
Molecular function (GO): amino acid kinase activity
Source: RefSeq, a predicted model, not a curated record
UGUGUAACUGUCUGCGCUUCAUACGAACGCUGAUCAGUUGUGAAGAGACAGGACUCGUGUGCGAAUCGAAAAACGCUAAACCAAAAUGGCAGAAAACAUCCUAGAGCCGGGCAAAGUGAUCAAACCGAUCAUCAACCAUGAUGAGGUGAAGCUGCUAGUCGAACGUCUGUACGGCAUCUCUGUGCUGGAACUGACGGAGCUGAACAGCUACGACGAUAAGAACUACAAAAUCAUCGAGGACCCUAACGUCAAGAACCCGCUCAUCACGAACCACAGCGAGCACGGAUAUGUGCUAAAGAUCACGAAUUCCUUGGACACGCAAGAUCGGGAAACAAUAGAGGCACAAAAUGAGAUUAUGAACUUUUUGUACACCCGCUCAGUGACGUGCCCAAAGCCGGUCCGCAACGUCUACGGCCACCUGUACUCUGUUGAGAACUUCGCGGGCAAGCAGCACGCCGUGAGGCUGCUGGAGUUUGUGCCGGGGUCCCUGCUGAAGGACGUGCCCAGGAGCGACGCGCUCAUGUACCAGAUCGGCGAGUUCGUCGCCAACCUCGACAACAAGCUGCAGAACUUCAACCACUCGGGUCUAGCUGGGCGGGUGCACAUCUGGAUGCUCAGCAAGGUUCCAGAACUCGACAAGUUCAAGUUCGCCGUCAAGGACCAGGAGAAACUCGAUUUGGUCGAAGAGGUGAUUGAGGAAUUCAAGUACGCUGUGGUGCCGCGGCUGGAUGAACUGGAACGUGGCGUCAUUCACGGAGAUGUCAACGAGAUGAACCUCAUCGUGGGACAGAAGCCCGGCGGCAGCUCCUCGGACUACCGUAUAACUGGCAUCAUCGACUUCGGGGACAUCCAGGACUCAUACUACGUGUUUGAGCUGGCCAUCGCCAUGACCUACGCGAUACUUCUGACAGGAGACCCCGCGGCAGGAGGGCUCGUGCUAGCUGGGUACACCGUUACCCGUCGCCUGCCUGACGAGGAAUACCGUCUGCUCAAGACCCUAGUCUCCGCGCGCCUGGUUCAGUCACUGGUGAUCGGCGCCUACACGGCGGCCAACGACCCCGACAACAAGUACGUGAGCUCCACAGAGAAGGCCAACGGCUGGGAGCUGCUCCGCAAGAUCCGCAAGCACAGGCCCCGCGCCGAAGAGACCGACCCCACUGACUGGAAGACCAUCGCUAAUGAAUAUCUUACCAGGAGUUAAGAGGUUGACAAUUGCGAAUUGUGUCAUAAAUUGCGCUGA